Exophiala oligosperma is the source of this 1587-nucleotide messenger RNA. RefSeq lists its product as uncharacterized. Lineage: Eukaryota; Fungi; Ascomycota; Eurotiomycetes; Chaetothyriales; Herpotrichiellaceae. Gene Ontology annotation, biological process: Golgi organization. The transcript has 4 exons. Bases 280 to 1188 code for a protein of 302 amino acids. Gene Ontology annotation, cellular component: endoplasmic reticulum; membrane; endoplasmic reticulum-Golgi intermediate compartment. The record is from RefSeq and is a predicted model, not a curated record.
UCAGUCUCAAAAAAAGGUCCUCGCGCUCCCACUACAAAACGCGAAUCUCAUCGUGAUUAAUCCGGGCCACUGGUCAAUAAUACAAUCUCACACUUGACAGCAUUCGAAUAAACACUUGUCCGCCCCACGCAAUUUCUCCCUUUCUUCUCUUCUCCUUGAUCAGUUCGACUCUUUCCCUCCCCUUGGAACCAUCACUCCAUUCACUCCCGUACUACCACCACCGCCACCACCGACCGAGAGCUCAUCCUUGAUCUUCCGGACGACACAGCCCUUCCCACCAUGGCGCAGAUACGAGGAACCGCAGGCUAUAACCUGGGCCUGAACAACCAGUUCAGCUCUCAAAGAAGUACCGAUGCCACGAGUGAUCCCAGUCCUCUGGACCAGAUCCGAGAACAAACAAGCAAGAUCGAAGACUGGCUGAAUACCAUGGGAGAGCCCUUGAAACCAUACCUCCCUGCCAUCGGGCGAUUCCUGAUCGUGGUCACCUUCCUCGAAGACGCUGUGAGAAUUAUCACGCAGUGGGGUGACCAACUCACCUACCUCCGAGACUUUAGACACAUUCCCUGGGGCAUUACACAUCUCUUCCUGAUCUUCAACGUCGUCACCAUGUCCGUUUGCUCGACCCUUGUCAUCAUGCGCCGCUAUGGAGAGUACGCAGUCGCUGGUCUGUUGUCGGUUGUCGUCGUUCAGGCCCUUGGAUACGGCCUCAUCUUUGACCUGAACUUCUUCCUGCGCAACCUCUCCGUCAUUGGCGGUCUUCUCAUGGUGCUUGGGGAUAGCUUCGUCAAGAAGAGAGUGUUUGCCGGUCUCCCGUCCAUUGACGAGAAGGACAAGAAGAUGUACAUUCAGCUCGGUGGACGUGUUCUCCUGAUCUUCUUGUUCAUUGGCUUUGUCUUUGCCGGUGAAUGGAGCUUCUGGAGAGUGCUUGUCAGCCUGGUCGGUUUCGUGGCCUGCGUCAUGGUGGUGGUCGGCUUCAAAGCGAAGCUUAGUGCAAUCAUCCUGGUUGUUCUGCUCAGUAUCUUCAAUGUGCUUGUCAACAACUUCUGGACGCUGCACCACAACCACCCUCACAAGGACUUUGCCAAAUACGACUUCUUCCAGAUCCUGUCUAUUAUGGGUGGACUGCUUCUGUUGGUGAACAUGGGACCCGGUCAAUUGAGUGUCGACGAAAAGAAGAAGGUUUAUUGAGCGACAAACCAUCUCGCCUCACAACUACUCCUCCUACACGAAGGCGCAGAAGAAUCCACACGCGUGAGCAUAUAAUGAUGAUGCGUACGAGAUCAUGCAGAACAUGAAGAACGCAAAACGGGCAUUGUUCCUCAAGUAGGAAACUCGAAACAGGACCACCCCAAUCACAAAAUUUCUUUCCGCGGGGCGAGUAAAGUCCCUGGCAAGAACAAUCAUGUGGCAUUUUAACAGCAUACUGAGCGUUCCAGGAAAAUCGAGGAUCCUUCUUAACUGAGGCGGAGAUAGUUUUGCACAGUGCCUGACAAUUUUUGGUGUAUGAACAGAAUGACAGAAAAGAGAAGAAUAAGUCAAUAGAUUCAAAAGAUUCAAAAAUGAUGCUCAAAAUGUGAAACUAGAGGA